Messenger RNA from Phasianus colchicus (ring-necked pheasant), 7760 nucleotides. It is a transcript of the gene MAP3K19, whose product is annotated as mitogen-activated protein kinase kinase kinase 19. The record is from RefSeq and is a predicted model, not a curated record. NCBI's taxonomy places the organism in Eukaryota, Metazoa, Chordata, Aves, Galliformes, Phasianidae. Gene Ontology annotation, molecular function: protein kinase activity; ATP binding. Gene Ontology annotation, biological process: protein phosphorylation.
UGUGGAAUCCGUGCCUUUGCCGCGCUUCGCUGUGGAAACACACGGUUUCAGGACCUUAAAACAUCUAAGGACAGUAUGUCUGAAAAGCAGAAAAUUAAGAGGAGAAGCACAGAAGGUCGUGGAGCUGUUGUUGCUCUUCCAAGUGCAGAUAAGAUAGUGAAAGAAAUCUGUGAUUCAUACAAAGCUCUAGGAAAAAAUAGCCAAAAAACAUCAACGAGCAGACUGUGGCCAGAUAAACAAGGGGCACAUUGUCAAAGUAAAAAGCAGUUAACAUUACAGAUGGGACAACACACCUCUCUACCUUUCCUGCUGAAGAAAGAGAUCAUAAGGCAUGGCUUUGACUUCAGCUUUCUGCUACAGGUCUCAUGCCCAGAAUCCAACAUUCCAAAAUCUUUUAAGGAUAUGCAACAAAGGUUUAAUAUAGCAAUACUGGAAAACAGGAACAAGAAGUCUGAGUUCCAUUUGCCACCAGUGACACUUCAGCCUGUAAGAACAAUUCACCUUGCUCCUCUAGAUGAUAUUUUCAUCAAUAAGCACACCAAGAUCAGAAAUAUUUUGAAUAUUAUGAAGUCUAUUUCUCAGCCUAUAAAAUCAGCUGCUAAAUUUUAUCAGUAUCACUUAGGCAAUAUAGUAAUAAGACAAGCUGAAAAGUCUUCAGGUGUAAUUGUGGCUACUGUUUCUGAGAAGUUCACUCCAACAGAAGGCCUGUACUGCUUCAGCAAGAAUAAAUAUUAUGAGUACCCUAACAAUAAGAAAGAAGAAAUUGAAAACAAUUUGGAAUGGACAGAAGCUGAGGUAGCUGCCAAUACUGAAAAGAGGGACUGGAAGAAGUCCCAGUUUUCAGUGGCUUGUGAAAAUGUAGAUAUUAUGACCAAAGACAGUUUUUGUGAUGCUUGUCUUUUUUACCUGAGCUCAAAUAAUGUUGUGAAAAACUGUGGACUAUUUACAGCUCUGUGUCCUGUGUCAAAAAACACAGAUAUUUUAAGAGCUGGUGAGAAGGAAGAAAGAGAGGAGAAUUCCUAUAGAACUGGUAUAGAAGAAGACAUUACGGACAUAAUACUGCACUGUAGACCAUGUGAAGAUGCUGAGAGUGUACCCUUCAUGCUUGGUGAUUGUAAUUUAGAUUCUUCACGAAAAAAUGAAGUGAGUGAGUCCUGCCAUGUCUUGGAAGAUAAUUCUGUAGCUGCAGUAAUUCCUGGAGAAGAACUGCAUGAUUGUUCUGGAAAACAAACAGAAAAUAAUAUUUGUCUUCUCAAGUUUGAAAUGGAGAAUAAAGCAAUGUCAGAAGUGACUGCAAAAGGUCAAAAUGAGCUUGUUCCUGUUGUCCACGUUACUUUCUCUGAACAAGAACUACUUAGGAAACCACGCAUUGCUAAACAUCCUGCCAGAAAAAGGAGUACUGUUCGUAGCCUGCCUCCUCAUAUCAGUCAGAGCUUCAACAUUCUUGCUCGCAAAGACAAUGACAAAAGUGAGAUAAAGUUGAAUAGAAACAAGUGUUCAUCAAAAUCUAAAAUGAGUAGCAAGACAAGGACACCUGAAGGCUUAGUUAUUUCUGAUGAGACUUCCAUAAAACAUAAUACACAAAAGAGGAAUGCCAAGAGGCAGAUUUUUCCAUCUUUGCAACUGCCAUGCAUGGAUUCUGAGACUUUCCUGAAGUGUCAAAAAAAAAAACCUCAAGCCAACAAAUGUAAUUUUCUUCAGAGUUCUCAGAAACUUAAAAAGCAAAGUUCUUCCUGCAGUUGUAAAAAUCUAGUUAUCUCAAAGAAACCUGUUACUCCCCUUUCUCUACAAUAUGCACAAUCUGCUUCAGAGUUUGUACAACUGAAAUACAGUGAUAUGUUCAAGAAAAUAAAUUCAAAUGACAAAGGCCCAGAUGUUUAUGAAAUGUUUGGAACUCCUGUCUACUCCCACGUGCGUGAGCUUGAUCAUCUUGAGAACAGUUUUUACAGAGAUGUUUGUUCUGCUCCACCUGGGGGAUGCACUGCUAGCACCUGCAGUUCUACCUGCAAUAAAAGAAGAGACAGCAGCCGAAUAAGAAAUACUCAAAAGAGAACACAUUCUAAGCCAAAGAAGACCAUAUCUGUCACUAAACAAAAGCAGAAAGGCUUACAUGCAAACAACAAAAGUAUUGAAUUGAGUGGUAGCAACACAGAGCAAGAUAAUGUAAUAUCUUCUGGUCCAGAUUGUCAAAUACAAACUUCAAGUAGCGUGACAUUGUUUCAUGGAGACACAGAUCAUCAGCUUAUAUUUUUAAAAGAGCUUUCAGAAUCAACCAAGCCAAACAAAAUUCUUUCAAAUUCAAAGUUAUCAACUAUUAAAGAAGCCUCUUCAGAGCAGUCUCUAGACAGUCAGGAUCUAUCCAGCCAUCAGAUAGCUGCUUCCUGUAGUCAGGAUCUUCUUCAACUCAGCGAUAAAGUCUACACAGAAUGUGCUGCUCUAAGUAACAAUUUAAUAACAGCAGACCAGAACAUUUGCGUACCCCAGUACAGAGUGGAUAUGAAUGGCUGCAAAAGCCUGGAAUCAGACCAGGCCUCCUUCAAGACUCUAAAUCAAGGAGAAGCAUUGCCCUUUUCAGAUAAACAGGACUGUCAGUUCCUUACAAACAAAUUAAGUCACAGUUGGUCAUACACACCUCAGAACAGUACUUUGGCAAAUGAACUCAGUCAGCCUUCAGUGAUUCAGACAACAAAUGUUACAAGCCCCAGUUUCCAGACAAGUCGAAACAUUUUGUCUUGGGCAGGUAAUAAGGAUGUAACCGAUGAGUUGCUUUGUUGUCUGGCUGCAGAAUUGCUAAUGCUCGAAGACAAAGACAUCAACUCUUCAAGGACAAAAUAUGCAGGUUCUAAAAUGCAGAAUACCUAUACUAAAGAAGAAGGAAACAUAAUGAACAGAGAUGGAGAAAUAGUAAAUAAUGAUCUAGAGAAGAGUUACAGAAAAGCCUUUCUGGCAUCAAGUGAAGAAAGUGGACUGUUGAACUUUGAGGAAUCUACUCAAAUACCAGGAAGCAACUUAAAUAACAAGGAUACCAUCAUGUGGACAAGAGGUGAAGUCCUUGGAAAGGGAGCCUAUGGCACAGUAUACUGCGGUCUGACAAACCAGGGACAAUUAAUAGCUGUAAAGCAGGUUGUUUUGGAUACGUCAGAUCGACUGACUACAGAAAAGGAGUACCAGAAGCUGCAUGAGGAAGUUGAUCUUCUAAAGACAUUGAAGCAUGUCAAUAUUGUAACUUACUUAGGAACUUGUCUGGAGGACAACAUUUUAAAUAUUUUCAUGGAGUUUGUUCCUGGUGGCUCAAUUUCCAGUAUUCUUAAUCGUUUUGGUCCAUUGCCAGAAAUUGUCCUUUGUAAAUACACAAAACAAAUUCUAGAAGGCGUUGCAUAUUUACAUGACAAUUGUGUAGUACAUAGAGAUAUCAAGGGCAAUAAUGUUAUGCUCAUGCCAAAUGGAAUAGUAAAGCUAAUUGACUUUGGCUGUGCCCGGCGUUUAGCUUGGGUCAGCCUCAGCGGCACACACAGCGAGAUGCUCAAGUCUGUGCAUGGGACUCCAUAUUGGAUGGCACCAGAAGUUAUCAAUGAAUCUGGAUAUGGGAGGAAAUCAGACAUCUGGAGCGUUGGCUGCACAGUAUUUGAGAUGGCAACAGGAAAACCACCAUUGGCUUCCAUGGACAGAGUAGCAGCCAUGUUCUACAUCGGCGCUCACAGGGGACUGAUGCCUUCUCUACCUGAUCGAUUCUCCGGAACGGCAGUGGACUUUGUGCAUGCAUGCUUAACCAGAGAUCAACAUGAACGCCCUUCUGCUCUGCAGUUGUUGGACCAUCCCUUUGUGAAAGGAAGGCAGUGAAUUGUUCAGAACUCCUGUCAAGAAUGAUUUUAAAAACCUACCCUGUUUCACUGCUGCAGAAGCAACCAUAAGACAGGGGAUUACUUAAUCAAGAUUUUGAAACAGGACCAGCUGUCUGAUACAACUCCCAAACAGCUACUGACUCCAAGCAAUAACCAAUGUGAAGCAAAAUGUAAACCAAUCAAUAUAAGAAGACUGGAAGGCUGCUGAAGUAGUUGUGAGGAAAAAGAAAGCCACAGGCCUCUGAAUGUAGCUGUUGGUGGACACUUGUUUUAUCUAAAAAGGACUGGAGAAGGCCAAAGCAUAGGUCUUCAGGUCUGACCAGUCCUGGCAGCUUUAUAUUUUUUGGAAGCUGCUAAACCUUGUGAACAGGUCUGUAAAAGACUGAGGUGAAAGUUCAGAAUGUAAAAGUUGCCUGUAGCAUGGCUUGAGUACAGCUGGCAUCUAAGAUUUUUUUUUUCUACACCACUGUACUAAGAUCUAAGUCGUCCUCAAAUUGAUCUCUUCUGCAGACUUCAUAAGCCUGACUUAACCCCACUAUGGUACGUUUGAAGAACUUGACAGUGCAAUUUCCACAGAUGACUAGUAAGGAUCAUGGGUGUUCAAGAUACCUUAUGACCUGCAGAGUAGUGAGAACAAUCUUAAAAAUUCUUGUGAUUCCAUCUUCAGUUCCAAAAGAAGGUUGUAUACCAACACACAAAAAAAGGAAUGAUGGAAGACUUCCCAAGAAGGAAGUAAGGAGAUAGAUUUCUCCCCUUCAAGCUUCACCAGAUGCAGCUAAGAACAGACUGAGUGUGCACCAGAGCUUAAGAGGACACUGUGAUGGUCUCUGACUCUAGGGCAGUUUCACUGCUCAACUAGAAUUCAAGCCAGUGAAGGUAGCUUGGCAUCAGGAACAAAAAUGGUUGCUUUUAUUUUUCUUCUUCCCUUUUUCUCUUCAUCACUGGAGCAUCCUUGGAGUGGGCACUGAAGCUUGCCUUUAUGGAUCCACUGCCCCAGAUUCCUUAGAAGACCUGUGAGAUCCUAAGGAAUGAUGGUCCUGUCUCCUCUUCUCAGUCUCUUGACACUGAGGAAGAAUGGUGCAGAAAACAAACUGAGCCCACACCCAUCCUUGACUACUAUACUGACUAAACCGUAAAGAUGGAACAAUUUUAUGAACCCACGAAACUCUGAAAACAAGAAUGAAUAAUAUCUUACACCUAAGCAGCCUGAGUUAAUAUAUACAAACACACACACACACACACACACACCCAGUCACCCCUUACCAACAAUAAUCUAUUUUGUCUACUAUGACUUUCAGAAGGGUUUCAAUCUUGAGAUGAAUUAAAUUUUUCCUUUAGUUGUAAAUUCAAGCAGAUUAAGUUUAUUAGCACCAGUUCCCACUUACUAGAUCAGCUUCCAAUAGUUUUUUUUCCUGUUUGGAGGGUCUUCUGACAUAGGACUUUGCAGGAACUUUUGAACCUCAUCAACAGAAUAUUAUUUUUUUCAAGGAAAUACCUUACAGAUUAACACAAGUAACAGUGAGAGCAUAAAGCAUGCCACUCUGGAUGCAAGAUAAUAAAAAGUGAUAGAGGGAAUCAGGCAUCUUCUUAGCUCCUUCAUUAAACGUAAGUUUUAGCCAGCUUUUCUGAGGGAGCAGGGCAUUUUCUCCUGACAUGAUAAUUCAGUGCAAAUUACUAAGCCAAAAAGCCUUGUUAAGUCACUCAGGACUUGUUAAGACCUCAGCUAACUUUGCACCCCUGACAGUUAAACAAUCAGUCAAAUUAUCUUCUUCCCUUCCCUCCCCUCUCCCCUCAAAGAGGCUGUAGAAGGUUUUGAUCAUAAUAAUCCUGGAUGAAUUAAUCUCCUUUAAUAUAAGAUGAGCUUACUUUGCCUUCUGGAAUAAUUACCAGAACCACAUGAAGUAACCCUACAUUGCUUUAACUUCUCAAUCAAUCUCUUCAGCAUUAAGGGCUUACCACAGAUAAUGGUUUUCAGUAUACAUUGAAAGUUUCAGGACUGGAUAUCCAAGUCUAUAACCUAUCUACAUUAAAGCAACACUGUCCAAGAAGUAGAUAUUAAGAGAGAAAACUCGAAUCAUAUCACAGUAUCACUGCCAGAAAUCCAUCUUUAUCCACUCAAUACAAACAGCUAACAUUCCACAGUAAUUAUUCUCAAUUAACUUUUAAGCAUACUACAUUUUUCAUAUUUCAUGUUUUAAAUUUAUGGAUUUUUGCCAUGUUUUAAAAAUUACGUAUUCGAGUCUUGUGUUCACAGCCCAUACCACCCCAAGGGGGGGAUAUGCUAACAAGAACUCUGUUGAUGUAUAUACACACAGACACCAAGAAACACACCUACCCAGCUCAGUAGCUUUUCAAGCAACAAUUGUAUUAAAUUCACCUUGCACCAGUUCUUGAGGCACGCAGACUUCCAGCCCUCAGUGAAGUCUUCAGAUUUCAAAAUUUCAUUUAAUUUUGAAUUUUAAGUAUUUUGUUAAACUGCACUAACAUUAAACACUAGCUUUAAAUUUUAAAGUUUUAAUCAUAACCUGUACCUUCAGUGCACAAACUAUGUUAGUACACAAGAGUAGCAGACAGCACACACAGGAAACAGCUGAACUGUAGAGCAGUAUCUACCCCUGACUAAAGGAAAUGAAGUUUACAUAACAGUAUGACUGUAAAACUUCCAUCAGACACACACACGAAUGUGGAAGUCCUGAACUACUCACACUACUGCUUACCACCCCCUCCCUGCUGUGCCCAGACACUGAGAUGAAGUGCAGAGACUCACGCAUCAGUGAGAUGUGCUUAUAUUUAUGUUGACCAACAGCUAAGAAAACUCAAGGCAAAACCUUACAGAACUGCUGAUGCAAUCUAUUAAGACACUAGCUGCAAUUAUGCACUGAGUCACAAAGCUGGGCAGAAAGCAGAGAAUGCUCUAAUAGCAAAGAUUGCGAUAAAUCUACUUUAUAUGCAAAUAGGCUACAUACAACACCAGCUCUCCUCAAAUUCUAGUAAGUUACUUCAAAGUGAGAAAGCAGCUCUUUUUCCCCUUCAAAGAACAACCUUACUUCUAGAAUUACUAGAAAACAGACCCUAGUCAACUUGGUUAUGUUGUACCUACCCUUCUGAUAUUUCACAGGGGGAGGAAGACCUUUGAAGAACUUAAACUUAGCUAUUCUUCACUGAGACAACAGUUGCUGACUAAAGGUCAGCAACUACAAUCUAAUCAUUUCCAAGCAUUUCUUAAAUUAAGGGACAUGUUUUAAAGCAAAAAGCCUAUUCUAGGAGCCUUUUCAAUUGAUUCCCCAAUACCCAUCCCUUAUCUUAUGAUAAGAGAUUAUUUUUUUUUAAAGAUCUGAAGGAAACAGACUUAGGAAUUAAACGCAUGUCAAAGCUCAACAAAAAUACUGAAAAGAUUUCUAGCUAGAGUCCCAUUCAUGAGCUGCAUGCAAGUUAGAAGAUGCACAAAACAAAAACUUAGGAGUUUGUUACCGCCUAAUCUAAAUUAGUACACUACUUUAGAAAAGCAAUUAGUCACAUCAUUAAGUAAUUGCAUGUGAUAGCAGACUUGGUAUGUACUCUGUAUAUCCCACAGCUUGUGAGAUUUGCUAAGGUUGAAAGCUACCAUUAGCCAUUAUUUAACACAAAUUGUAAAACUACUUCAGAGUGAAAAUCAACCCAGAAUUUAGAUUUCAACUAAUAACUGCUUUGUAAUUUGAAAAGACAUGGAACAGAUCACUCAGUCAAAUUUAAUAAGUAAGCAAAAAAUUCAUAAAGGACAGAGAAGUGGACUCUUCAAACUCUAAAUGUUAAGAGCAGGCUUUUAGGAACUAGCUUUAAACAAACUUCGGACAACAUAGUAGAAGAUCAUAUUACACAAAUAACAUCUUCAAAUUUCACUAUUAAGGCAAAAAAAGAGCUUACACAAGGGGAUAUAAG